AUGGCGGCAAUUUUUACACAGAAAAACAAGCUGCUCCCUGACCCGCUGGACACUAGACGCUGGCAGGGCUUCCAGCUGGAGGAGUAUCUGAUAGGACAGUCCAUUGGCAAGGGCUGCAGUGCUGCUGUGUAUGAAGCCACCAUGCCUGUGUUGCCCCGGAAACUGGAGGUGUCAGAGAGCACCAGGCUUCUUCCAGAGAGAGGCCCAGAUAUCAUCCCACGAGGAGAAGAGGAGCGAGCCCCACAGUCCCCUGCCUUUCCCUUGGCCAUCAAGAUGAUGUGGAACAUCUCGGCGGGCUCCUCCAGCGAAGCCAUCUUUAGCAAAAUGAGCCAGGAGCUAGUCCCAGCUAGUCGAGUGGCCUUGGCCGGGGAAUAUGGAGCAGUCACUUACAGAAAAUCCAAGGGAGGGCCCAAGCAACUGGCCCCUCACCCCAACAUCAUCCGGGUCUUCCGCGCCUUCACCUCGUCUGUCCCAUUGCUGCCAGGGGCCCUGGUCGACUACCCUGAUGUGCUGCCCCCACGUCUUCAUCCCGAGGGCCUGGGCCACGGGCGGACACUUUUCCUCGUUAUGAAGAACUACCCCUGCACCCUGCGCCAGUACCUUCGUGAGAACACCCCAAGCCCCCGCCUGGCCUCCGUGAUGCUCUUGCAGCUCUUGGAAGGUGUGGAUCAUCUGGUUCAACAGGGCGUUGCACACAGAGACUUAAAAUCUGACAACAUCCUCGUGGAGUUGGAUGCAGAUGGCUGCCCCUGGUUGGUGAUCGCGGAUUUUGGUUGCUGCCUGGCUGAUGAGCAAGUUGGGCUGCAGCUGCCCUUCACCAGCUGGUAUGUGGAUCGGGGCGGAAACGGCUGCCUGAUGGCUCCUGAGGUGUCUUCAGCCUGCCCUGGCCCCAGGGCAGUGAUCGACUACAGCAAGGCUGAUGCCUGGGCAGUGGGAGCGCUCGCCUACGAAAUCUUCGGGUUCUCCAACCCCUUUUAUGGCCAUGACGGGGCCCAUCUUGAAAGCCGCAACUACCGAGAGGCUCAGCUGCCUGCACUGCCCGAGUCAGUGCCUCUAGAUGUGAGGCAGCUGGUGAGGUCACUGCUCCAGCGAGAGGCCAGCAAGAGACCAUCUGCCCGAGUAGCGGCCAAUGUGCUUCAUUUAAGCCUUUGGGGUGAACAUACUCUGGCCCUGAAGAAUCUGAAACUAGACAAGAUGAUUGGUUGGCUCCUCCAACAAUCGGCAGCCACUCUGUUGGCCGACAGGCUUACAGAGAAGAGCUGUGUGGAAACCAAAAUGAAGAUGUUAUUUUUGGCCAACCUGGAGUACGAGGCACUGUGUCAGGCAGCCCUCCUCCUCUACUCCUGGAGGGCAGCCCCGUGAUGGCUCUGAUGUAGCUGGUGCAUUACUAAAAGAACGUGGCAGCAUCUGUGUCGUGAUGGUCUGUGAAUGCUGAGAGGGGGCUCCCAGGUGUGAGUGAGAGUCAGGAGUAAAGAUGGCGCAGAGAGGCCUGGUCAACAGAAGAGAAAGCCUCUGGUUUGGCAAAUGAGAGGAACAAGCUGAGUGACGUUUACGGUCUGUAGCUACUAACUCUAGCUGUGUGGUUUUGGAUGCAUCAUAUAACCUGUAUGGUCUAAAGUUCUCUUACCUAUAAAACGAAGAAAGUGGUCUGGA
This is a messenger RNA of Pteropus alecto (black flying fox), 1653 nucleotides long. RefSeq names its product PTEN induced putative kinase 1 (gene PINK1). The transcript is spliced from 8 exons. Gene Ontology annotation, biological process: autophagy of mitochondrion; regulation of apoptotic process; protein phosphorylation. NCBI's taxonomy places the organism in Eukaryota, Metazoa, Chordata, Mammalia, Chiroptera, Pteropodidae. The record is from RefSeq and is a predicted model, not a curated record. Gene Ontology annotation, cellular component: mitochondrion. Bases 1 to 1362 code for a protein of 453 amino acids. Gene Ontology annotation, molecular function: protein serine/threonine kinase activity; ATP binding.